This is a messenger RNA of Capsicum annuum, 2323 nucleotides long. Its product is annotated as F-box/LRR-repeat protein At3g58900. Bases 285 to 1859 code for a protein of 524 amino acids. Lineage: Eukaryota; Viridiplantae; Streptophyta; Magnoliopsida; Solanales; Solanaceae. Gene Ontology annotation, molecular function: protein binding. The transcript is spliced from 4 exons. The record is from RefSeq and is a predicted model, not a curated record.
AAUAUGAAAACCUGAAGGAGUAUAUCUAAAUAUAAGAGACUUGGGAGAAUCUGGAACUGAAACUGAACCUACCUCGGGUGGGGGAGGGGGCGGGGGGUUAGGGAUGUACAACCUAGGAGAUUAUAGAGCUGUCAGCUGUGUACUUGUGUACCCUCAAACUCAAACCUCUCUGCUACGCUUUUAGAUUUGCUAGAUCUGUUAAAAGGAAAGAUUUGCUCUGUCCAACAAACCAGGCUUAGAGACAGGGUAUUAAAGCUCCAGAGAAUAAUUUUGGAGGCGUGGCGAUGGAAGAGAAGAGUGAUAUUGUAGAUGCAACAGACGAUGAUCGAAUUUCGAAAUUGCCAGAGCCAAUUUUGCAUCACAUACUGUCUUUCCUACAUGCUAAAGAUGCUGCACGAAUGAGUACAUUGUCCAAGGUUUGGGAUAGUGCUUGGAAUUCACUCCCCUACUUAAAUUUUGGUGAUAAAUUAUUCUCCAAGUCAAAAGACAUACCACGUCUUCUGCGUGCUGUGGAUCAAGCUCUAGCAAAUCGGAAAAAGCACAAGAUUUCCAUUCAAAAGUUCUCUCUAUGGUUACCACAUUAUCAUGAGCUUUGUUAUGUCAGCAGCUGGAUUAAUAUGCUCAUAGCUUGUAAUGUCAAAGAGUUGAAACUAAGAGUAAACAGACCUGUUUAUGAAGGUGUCCUUGAUUACAACAGCUUGACCGAGGCAAUCUUUGAUGCCAAAACACUAAAUGUGCUGAGUUUGGAUGGAUUUAAUAUUGAAAUGCCCUCAGAUGAUGGUAUGAUAAAGUUUACAUCUUUACGCGAGUUGCACCUCUCUGAUGUAUUUUUAGACGAGCAAUUUCUUCAGGCUCUGUGUACAAGCAGCUGCAAUUUAGAGGACUUUUCUUUGCAGGACUUUGAUGGACUUGCCAGUUUUCAAGUUGCUGAAACUUCUUUACCUAAACUGAAAAGGGUAAACUUGAAAAAUUGCCCUUCUGUAUUCCAAUUGGUUGAUAUCGCGUCAAUUAAUAUUGAAGACCUUAAAAUCUCCACUAUUGAUGGGAAUCUAAAAGUUGUUAAAAUAACUGCUUGCAAAGCCCUCAAGACGUUGCACCUCAAUGAGGUUGCUGUCACCGACAAAUGGUUAGAGGACCUUUUUUCCAGUCUACCCAACCUUGAAAUCCUUGGGUUAUUAGGGUGCGAGGCAUUGAAGAUGAUGAAGAUCACGAGUGACGAGCUCAAACAACUGACAGUGUUUUAUUGUAGCAAUCUGAUUUCUGUUGAAUUGGAUACUCCUAAUUUAAUGAAGUUCCACUACAGUUAUGAUGCAUUAUCAACAUUCAGAUUGAAAGCUUCAGUUUUGCUGGAAGCAACUUUGUACUUGGACCCACAAACUAACUACUUUGAAUGGCAGUCAAAGCUCACAAAAUUUCUUGCUAACUUUAAUCAUUCCAAGUUUAUUAAAUUAUUGUGCGACUGUGACAAGGUAAUAGUUAUACCAAAAUACCUGAGAGAAAACUUGCUUCCUCCCCUUUAUGGUACCAAUAUUUUGCAAGUGUGCCUUGGGAAUCUAUCGAAUUAUUCUGUUGUCGACAUUAUUGAUAGUAUCCUUUGGAUUUCUCCUCACCUGGACACCCUAUCUUUUACCGGAGCUCUCAGAAUGACCAUGAAGUUCAUAUAUAAAGACGAAGAUGCAUCGGAUGAAGAUGAGAAGCCUUGUUGUGCAUCUCUACCUUGGAAAUGUUGGAGGCAUACAUUGAAGAAAGUCGAAUUGCAAAACUUUGCUCUUAUGGAGCAACAGGACUUGGGAAACUACUUUUUCGCAAAUGCAGACAUCUCGGAGAUGGUUGAGAUCCCCGGGGAAUGCAGCCUUUGAUCAAAUAUUUCUUCUCAGUUGUUGUACUUCAAAUAAAACUUUUCACUUUUCUUGGUUUUCUCGGUGAGGUUUUGUUUAUUCUUUAAUCUGUUGAUAGUCAAUUAUAUAUGCUUUUUAAUAAAUUCGCUCAUGCCAGUUCUAAAGAGGAGCGUCGGAGUAACUAGUAAAGUUGUUGUCAUGCGACCGGGAGGUCAAGGAUUCAAGCCUUGAAAACAGCCUCUGGCAGAAAUGUAAAGUAAGGUUGCUUACAAUAUACCCUUGUGGUGGGUCAUUUCUUGGACACUGCACAUAGCAAAGUCUUCAGUGCACUGAGCGGUUCUUUGUUUUCCGCUCGUGCCAGUUCGUACUUUGGGUUGCUAGGUACUUUAUGAAGAUGUGUUUAAUCUUCUAUCUCUUGAACGUUUAUUUGCAACAUGUGUGUAAUAAGUUCUAGUGGUAUCAAAUAUGUUUAUCCUAGGAGACAU